This is a messenger RNA of Carlito syrichta (Philippine tarsier), 1381 nucleotides long. It is a transcript of the gene ERGIC3, whose product is annotated as ERGIC and golgi 3. Gene Ontology annotation, cellular component: COPII-coated ER to Golgi transport vesicle; Golgi membrane; endoplasmic reticulum. NCBI's taxonomy places the organism in Eukaryota, Metazoa, Chordata, Mammalia, Primates, Tarsiidae. The record is from RefSeq and is a predicted model, not a curated record. Bases 75 to 1259 code for a protein of 394 amino acids. Gene Ontology annotation, biological process: retrograde vesicle-mediated transport, Golgi to endoplasmic reticulum; endoplasmic reticulum to Golgi vesicle-mediated transport. The transcript has 14 exons.
GGGGCGUGGCUCUAGGCCGGAAGCGGGAGGCCGCAGGGGCGGGCUGGCUGGCGGUCCCUUUCCGGCCGGUCCCCAUGGAGGCGCUGGGGAAGCUGAAGCAGUUCGAUGCCUAUCCCAAGACUCUGGAGGACUUCCGGGUCAAGACCUGUGGGGGCGCCACCGUGACCAUUGUCAGUGGCCUUCUCAUGCUGCUACUGUUCCUGUCCGAGUUGCAGUAUUACCUCACCACGGAGGUGCAUCCUGAACUCUACGUGGACAAGUCACGGGGAGAUAAACUGAAGAUCAACAUCGAUGUACUUUUCCCGCACAUGCCCUGUGCCUAUCUUAGCAUUGAUGCCAUGGAUGUAGCUGGGGAACAGCAGCUGGAUGUGGAACACAACCUGUUCAAACAACGACUAGACAAGGAUGGCAUCCCCGUGAGCACAGAGGCUGAGCGGCAUGAGCUUGGGAAAGUCGAGGUGACGGUGUUUGACCCUGAUUCCCUGGCCCCUGAUCGCUGUGAGAGCUGCUAUGGUGCUGAGUCAGAAGACAUCAAGUGCUGUAACACCUGUGAGGAUGUACGAGAGGCCUAUCGCCGUCGAGGCUGGGCCUUCAAGAAUCCAGAUACCAUCGAGCAGUGCCAGCGAGAGGGCUUCAGCCAGAAGAUGCAAGAGCAGAAGAAUGAAGGCUGCCAGGUGUAUGGCUUCUUGGAAGUCAACAAGGUGGCCGGAAACUUUCACUUUGCCCCUGGGAAGAGCUUCCAGCAGUCCCAUGUGCACGUACAUGCUGUGGAGAUCCAUGACUUGCAGAGCUUCGGCCUUGACAACAUCAACAUGACCCACUACAUCCAGCACCUGUCAUUUGGGGAGGACUACCCAGGCAUUGUGAACCCACUGGACCACACCAACGUCACUGCACCCCAAGCCUCCAUGAUGUUCCAGUACUUUGUGAAGGUGGUGCCCACUGUGUACAUGAAGGUGGAUGGAGAGGUGCUGAGAACAAAUCAGUUCUCUGUGACCAGACAUGAGAAGGUCGCUAAUGGGCUGCUGGGUGACCAGGGACUUCCCGGAGUCUUCGUCCUCUACGAGCUCUCACCCAUGAUGGUGAAGCUAACAGAGAAGCACAGGUCCUUCACCCACUUCCUGACAGGAGUGUGUGCCAUCAUUGGGGGCAUGUUCACAGCCCUUGUGUCUCUCCCAGUGGCUGGACUCAUCGACUCACUCAUCUACCAUUCAGCGCGAGCCAUCCAGAAGAAAAUUGAUCUGGGGAAAACAACGUAGUCAUCCUCUUCCCCCUUGGCUUUUCCCUCUGCCUCCUGUUUGUUUGGCCUGUGGUUCUAUCCCCAGCCUCUUCUACCCCUACUCCUAGCUCCAGGUUGAUAAAUCUAUUGAUUGUGAUAGUA